AUGUCUCUGGGUUAUGCAGAAAAACUUUCUUACAUAGAAGAUGUGGGCAACGUUGGAAUGACAGAAUUCUUCGACUCAUCUCAUGUUUUGCAAGAAAAAAUUGAAAGACUCGCCAAAAUGAUACAAAAGAGUAAGCAUCUAGUCGUGUUUACAGGUGCAGGAAUAUCAACAUCUUGUGGCAUACCUGAUUUUCGAGGUCCCAAGGGAAUUUGGACGUUACAGCGCGAGGGAAAACCUUUACCUGAAGCAUCACUACCAUUCCAUCGAGCAAUGCCAAGCAUGACACACAUGGCUUUGGUUGAGCUGGAGAAGGCUGGCAUUUUAAAGUUCAUUAUUAGUCAGAAUGUUGAUGGUCUUCAUCUUCGGUCUGGAAUACCAAGGGAGAAACUUGCUGAAUUACAUGGGAACUCUUUCAUGGAAGCUUGCCCUUCAUGUGGUGUAGAGUAUUUGCGAGAUUUUGAGGUUGAAACCAUCGGGUUGAAGGAGACAUCAAGACGCUGCUCUGAUGUCAAAUGUGGAGCAAAGCUAAAGGAUACAGUUCUUGACUGGGAGGAUGCGUUGCCCACAAAGGAGAUGCUUCCAGCUGAGAAACACUGCAGGAUGGCUGAUGUUGUGUUAUGUUUGGGGACAAGUUUGCAAAUCACUCCUGCAUGCAAUCUGCCCUUGAAAUGUCUCCGAGGAGGGGGAAAGAUUAUAAUUGUCAAUCUUCAGAAAACUCCAAAGGACAAGAAGGCAAGUAUGGUGAUCCAUGGAUUUGUAGAUAAGGUUAUUGCAGGAGUCGUGAACUUGCUUAAUUUGAGAAUUGCUCCAUAUGUCAGGAUUGAUUUCCUUCAAGUCAUCAUAACUCAAUCAUUGAGUUUAGUGCAUGAGAUUGAAGAUUGCCUUGUUAUUGUUUUGAAAGACAUAAUAACAUGCCAAGAUCCUGAUUGUGAACCUUGCAUGCUUAUUGCUAGAGCGUGCCAUUUGAUAGAUGAAAGAUAUGUGAAUUGGAACCUCCGGGUAGCAAGUGUACAUGCACUGAAAGCACGGUUGCCAUUCAUCAAAUCCAUUGAGGUGUCCUUCGCAGAUGCUCAAAAAUACAAAGCAGCUGUGCUGCAUGACCAGCCAUUUAACCUAAAAAGGAGAACCACACCAACAGAAGCAUUUGAAAUCAUGUUGAAACUCAACUUCAUUGAUGGAUGUGGCUGUCCCUCCAUCCAAAUCAAUGUCCCUUUCAACUUGAAGGUUUCAACUGACUGUUUUAACCUUGAAAAGGAUUCUACCAUACAAAAUCUGAAACAGAAGGCAAUUCAGGAUUUAUGCUGUGGUCAGAAUGCACAGAUUGAAAGAAAGGUCAUUUUAGAGCCAAAAACUGAGGUUGCAAUCCAUGCCAUUGUAACCAACAUUAAAGCUUUCGAUUUUGAUUCUUGGAGAAAUGGUGAUGUGAAACAUCCAAGAGGGGUUAAUGGUAUUGAGACAUCUCGGAAGCGAUCAAAUGGUCGUAAGCGUAAAUCAAGAUUUUAG
This is a messenger RNA of Dovyalis caffra, 1503 nucleotides long. Lineage: Eukaryota; Viridiplantae; Streptophyta; Magnoliopsida; Malpighiales; Salicaceae. The record is from the annotation of a GenBank genome assembly.